Molecule: messenger RNA, 2658 nt
Organism: Cryphonectria parasitica EP155
Lineage: Eukaryota; Fungi; Ascomycota; Sordariomycetes; Diaporthales; Cryphonectriaceae
Exons: 7
Coding region: 1-2658 (885 amino acids)
Source: RefSeq, a predicted model, not a curated record
AUGUCUCCCACAAGAGAGAUCACUGAGGCAUUGGCGAAGGCUAAUGUCUUGGAGCUGAGCAACACAAAUCUUGCAGAAAGGAUUAAGCAGGUUGAAGCUACCAACAAAGUAGCAUCUGAACAUACAGUGCAGUGGGCUCUGUCGGAACAAGCACGGGCCGAUACUUUGCAACAACAGAAUGAGCUGGCCCGGAUAGAGGUUCAGAACAAGCUCAUAGCGGCAGAAUUAGCUACUCAAGAAGCCAGGUCACAAUCAGCAUGUUGGGAGAACAUUGCUAAGACUGCUGGAUCAGAGACUAUGAAAUUGCGAUCCGAAGUCAUGCAGCUCCAGCAUGAGAUUGACAGACAGCGAAACCGUUUGGAGAUCCUCAAUCGCGAUAACACAACACUCAAUCGCGAUAACACAACACUCAAGCGCGACAACACAACACUCAAGCGCGACAACACAACACUCAAGGCUACCUUCUCGGAACAAUCUCGGUGUUUCUUGCAAAUCCGCACCCUUGUGGACGGUUGCAAGUCACAACCUUCUUUGCCUGCAUCUGAAGAUUCUGACUUGAUCAUCGUCGGAGAGCGGUGCAUUGAUGCAUCUUCCGAUGAUGCAUCUUCCGAUGAUGCAUCUUCCGAUGAUGCGAUCGAACCUCAUCGAACAGCAGCAACUCCUGGCAAACGAGAUCGUACCCGUGGACCGGGAGAACUUGUUCCUCUGAUGCUGCUCCGAAACAUUGAUUACUCUCUCUUACCAACCCCACCAUCACUCUUCUUUCUCUUUCCACACACUACGCUCGCACAAUUCUAUUGCAACCCCUUUAUUCUUCAUUAUCUGCUUGUCUCUGCAUUACACAUCAUCGCCGUUCAUCAGUCGUCGCGUCUGGAUCACUACAGCGCAAUGGCGACAGGCAACGUCGAGGAGGGCGGCCUAGGCCAGCUCUUCGUUCAGGGUUACACGGCUGAAGCAGCUCCUCGCAACUUCAUGCCUGAUCUGGACUGCGGCGAUGCUUAUGAUGAGGAGAUUAUGACCGCUUCAGACGUGUCUGACGACCUCGAUCAGAACGACGACGAUUCGUCCACCGACAGCCAUUCCGACAAAGGAAAGGCGCCCAUCACGGAAGUCGACGACAACAUGUCCGAGACCCAGACUGCAACUGUGAAGAAUCGUCGACAGCGCCGCCUGCAAGAGAAGAAAUUCUACAAACAGCAAUGCAAGGUGGCCACGAGCCGUGUCGCCGUCGACAUUGAGGACGCCGACCUGCACUUUCACAACGACGAUGUCAAGUUGCCCGACGGACUGCAGCUUGACAUGUUCCGUCUGCGUUCCUCGACGUAUCUGCCUGAAUACAUCACUAUCAUUCAGUCGGCAGCUGAAGCCUACAGUGAAGACUUUAUCCUGGCAGUGACCCGUCUCCCACUCGCUACAGGUGGUCAAGCGUCGGUACCUAUGCCUGAGACUGCAGCUGAUGAUCAGAGCGGCGACUGGGCAUACACCGAGACAGACCUUACAGAGUGCAUGACGCAGCCGCUGGACAAGAACAAUACCAUCUGGUCUUACAUCGGCGUCGACGUCUAUGCCGAUGAAGAGGGAAUGACAGAGGAAGACAAGCAGCGCUGUCUGCAUAUUACGCGAGCUACGAAUGUCCUCGGACGCGAAGUUUUCGCCGGCAUCUCCUACCCCUACAGCUGUAUCAUCCUGCACGACGACAAGCGCGCCACCUUCUACCAGGAUAAUACGAUCGACCGCCUCGCGACAACCCCGGACGCGCCAAUCAGCACAGUUUUCCGCAUUCACGCGUACCCACACAGCGUGCCUUAUAUCACGGUGGAAUAUCUGGUUCGCUUUCGUCAGAGGCAGAUUCCCUUCAUUUCGUCCAUCCCCUUCACGGCAAUGAAAGAGUCGCCUCAGGUCCACCGUAUCGAGAGCAGUCAGCUUCGCAGUUACAUGCAGAGUCGUGGCCUUCCCUGCCGACAGACGCGUUCGGCAUCGAGAGUCGCCUUCGUUGCCUGUACCGACGAGAUUCAUGUUCAUCAUGAUCGCUUCGCCCAGGCUGACCUGUCUAGAGCCGGAUUCCCUGAUCUCAACGGUAUUAUCCAGCACAUUACCGAACAGUAUCGACAGGAAGACUUGUCUUUUGAGGUCUUCAUUCCUAGCCAAUGGAAGGACUUCGGAUUCUGGGCUUAUAUUAUGUCGACGCUGUACACAACCGCUGAGGAUGAUCCACUCGAGGAAAUCCGUGCUGCUGGAACCGGUCAUGCGCUUCAAAUCUAUACCGGAAGCGCGACCUUCGAGAAGGGUACCGACGAGGGACGCGACGAUGAAGCCCGACCGACAAUGGUACCAGAGGACGAUCCGUACGGAGACACGGAUGAAGAAGACGCUGGGGACCCAAACCUGACGGAACGUGUCCCAGACGGUGUGCCUAUCGACUUGCAGGCAGCACUCCGCAAUAUGCGCGUCGAGGCAGGCGAAGAACUGGACGAGCAACAAGCCGCACCAAGUCGUCAGACGAACUCAAAGGUCCUAUUCAUCGUACAACGGAACGAGCACGGAGAGCGCAUCGCCGAGGCAGCAAAUGUCAAGACGAGCAAACCCGUACAGGACACGCACAAUUAUCAAGGCCAACAAUCUCAUUCUGGAGCAGAAAGAGCUGGUACGCAGCCUUAG